Oryzias latipes (Japanese medaka) is the source of this 2307-nucleotide messenger RNA. RefSeq names its product proliferation-associated 2G4, a (gene pa2g4a). The record is from RefSeq and is a predicted model, not a curated record. Lineage: Eukaryota; Metazoa; Chordata; Actinopteri; Beloniformes; Adrianichthyidae.
GGGGCUUGGAGGUCGGCACGCGCUGGCUUGAGCAGCAGGCAGACAACGGUUGUCUGAAGGAAGGAAGGCGAGCGUCGGAGAGGCGACGCUGUGCUGGUCUGGGACGUUGGUUGAACGACGGAAACUUCACUGCCAAGAUGUCCGACGACGAGCAGGAACAGACCAUCGCCGAGGACUUGGUCGUCACCAAGUAUAAGAUGGGUGGUGACAUCGCCAACCAGACUCUCCGUCUAGUGAUGGAGGCCGCAAAACCAGGCGUGUCUGUUAUCAGCCUGUGCGAGAAAGGUGACGCAUACAUCAUGGCUGAGACUGGAAAGGUCUUCAAGAAGGAGAAGGAAAUGAAGAAAGGUAUUGCCUUUCCCACGAGCAUCUCAGUCAAUAACUGUGUUUGCCACUUCUCCCCGCUGAAGAGCGACCCCGACUACACCCUUAAAGAUGGAGAUCUGGUCAAAAUAGAUCUUGGGGUUCACGUUGACGGCUUCAUUGCCAAUGUUGCUCACAGCUUUGUUGUGGGAGCCAGCAAGGAACAACCUGCCACAGGUCGGAAAGCUGAUGUCAUCAAAGCUGCUCACCUGUGUGCAGAAGCAGCUUUACGUCUGGUGAAGCCUGGUAACCAGAAUACUCAAGUGACAGAAGCCUGGAACAAGAUUGCGCAGUCUUUCAAAUGUACUCCUAUUGAAGGAAUGCUGUCUCAUCAAUUGAAGCAGCACAUCAUAGAUGGAGAGAAGACCAUCAUUCAAAACCCAACUGACCAGCAAAGGAAGGACCAUGAGAAGGCUGAAUUUGAAGUGCAUGAAGUUUAUGCUGUGGAUGUGUUAAUUAGCACAGGAGAAGGAAAGGCAAGAGACUCGGGUCUCAGGACCACAAUUUACAAGAGGGACCCUAGUAAACAAUACGGCUUAAAGAUGAAGACCUCUCGCACCUUCUUCAGUGAAGUGGAGCGGCGGUUCGAUGCCAUGCCCUUCACUCUGAGAGCGCUUGAGGAUGAGGCUAAAGCCCGCCUUGGAGUGGUGGAGUGUACCAAGCAUGAGUUGCUACAGCCCUUCAGCGUCCUUCAUGAGAAAGAAGGUGAAUUUGUUGCUCAGUUCAAAUUCACAGUGUUGUUGAUGGCAAACGGACCUCACAGAAUCACUAAUGGACCUUUUGACUCUGAAUUCUACAAAUCAGAGCAUGAAGUUCAGGACCCUGAGCUAAAGACUUUACUACAGAGCUCUGCCAGCCGCAAGACACAGAAGAAAAAGAAAAAGAAGGCUUCAAAGACAGCAGAAAAUGCAACUGUACAGCAAACGGAAGACACCGAAACUGUAGAUUAAAAACUGCCUUUUUAUAUUUUCAAAACCCCCGGAAAAGGAGCCAAAUGAAUAAAAAACAAUUUUUUUAUCAACUUUUGGCUGUUUGUAUUGGUAACUGAGCUAAUGUGACAAGUGAAACGGAUGAAUUCAUAAAGAUGUCCGGAUUCUGAAUUCCAACCAUCCUCCAUGGAUGAUUGAACCUUUACUGCCUGAACUGUUGGUGAUGCUUGACCGCUGCCUUUUCACCCAAGAAUUUUAAAACCUUUGCAUUGGAUUUUAAAAUGUCUGUUGCCAAGUGGAAAUGAUCAUUCCAGUUUUAAUUUUUUUAAUUGACAAAUUCUUUGACAGCUAUAAUACAAAUUCUGCUUUUUCCUCUUUUUAAAACAUUCUUUAAAAUGGAACUAGUUUCCCUGAGUAAUUACUGAAAUUUUGAUCAUUAUUUUAUCUUUCUGAGUACGUUGCGAUCGAUUUACUGAGAUGGUGAUUUUAAAAACUUUUUGAACAUUUAUUGGUUUUAUGCGGUAAGGGCUAUUGGUGAACAUGUGUGAGCCUCUUUCAGAAAUCCAGACAAGUAUGAGUUUCUUCAAAACAUUGCAAUUGGAAACAAAUAGGAAAUUGAUUUAGUGCUGGAAAUCUGUGAUUUCUAUUGCAACAAGUUUUGAUAACUUUUUCAGAUGUGACAUUUUAAAGCAGUAACUCUAAAAUUAUGUUUCCAACCAUCAGCAUAACUUAAGGGAAGAAGAUGCUACUCUUACUGCCAAUAGACUUGGAAUGAUAACGAUGAUAGUUUUUCAGUUCUGAAGAAAGUCCCCUCAGCAUAAUUUGUGAAGCAUGAAGACUUCUGUGAUUAUUUUCUGUCUGCAGAUGAGUUGAACCACUAAAAUGAUUUUCUAUGUUCAAAUAUUCCCCUGGAACAGGUUGUAAUUGCCCUGAAGUAUUCAUGGUGGGAAAGCUACAUCCUGCAGAAACCACUGGGCCAUAGAACUUUACAUCAAAUAAAGAACUUUUUUUCAAA